AUGCCGAAUGCAAAAACUUGGGUCGCACGUUUUGUGUAUAUUUAAUUUUACUUGGAACUUCACGCGGUCCGUACGCACGUCCAACGAAACGCGUUAUUGGUCUCCGCCGCAGUGCACGUUGAUCCGUGGUGUGUUGUUCGUGCCGAAGGAGCGACGCGAAUGCUUUAAGUCGUGCGGUCAAUUUAACCCGGGUGUCCGCGCCGUAUUCGCUUUUUAAAUUGCCCUUAAACGAAGUUUAUUUAAUAUAUAUAUUCGGCGGCGUGCCGUCCCAAUUCAGCCCAUCAUUCGCUUCAAUUGUAGACAAUCAACAGAAAUUAACGGGCUCAACCCCCUCCACCGCCACGCACUCACGCACAAACACACGGUUGUUGUCGGUGUCAAUUAAAAAUAAUUAUAUCUAAACAAAUUAUACACGCGGUCGCGACCGCAAAUCGAUAUCCGUUUUUGCGGAUUUUCUUUUUUACUUCAAUUUGCUUGAUAUUUUUUUUUUUUACCGCUUCUAUACACAAGUCGUGUAGACCAACCCCUUGACCGUCAUGGACGAGGCCGCGUUCGACGAGUCCAUGAUGUUCAACGAAUACCAUCAACACCACCAGAAGUCCGGUUCGCCACCCCAACACCAGCACGUCCAACCGCUGUUGGCUUUCCAACAGCCCGCCGACCUGAUGGGAUACGAAAUGUCCGCGCACGCCGACCACAUGCAAGACAUGCACGGCCACCACCAGCACCAUCAACUGCAAGACAUGGACAUGCACAGACAUCACCAUCUCCAGGAUCACCACCAGGUCCACCAGGACCGGCAGAUGCAGAUGGGCGAAGAUCUGUUCCAGUUGCCCGUCGGCGGACCAGUACAGUCGGCGGACGUGGCCAACGGCAACGGACCGAAACACAUCAAGUUGGAAAUGGACACAAACUUACCGGGGGGAGGCGUACAACCGUCGGGUUUGCCCGCCGAACAACCGGUGCCCAAAAAGUCCAAAUCCAAGAACACCGACAGCAACGGAACUAAAAAAAAAAAGACCAGGACCACAUUCACGUCACAUCAGCUGGAAGAAUUGGAACGAGCCUUCGAGAGGGCACCGUACCCGGACGUGUUUGCCAGGGAAGAGUUGGCGUUGAAUUUAAAACUUAGCGAGUCCCGUGUACAAGUAUGGUUUCAAAACAGAAGAGCCAAAUGGAGGAAGAGGGAGCCGCCAAGGAAAACCGUUUAUCUGACCAAUUCGGUGUUCCCGUCUGGAUCGCCGGGUUCUUCGGUAAGCUCGACUUCGUUCACCACUCUGACCACUUUUGGCGGCAACGUAUCUCCGUCGCUGGGCACGUGUUCGCCGGUCACGUUGAGCGGAUCGGAACCGUGGGGCUACGGGGGUGGUUACGGCGACCUGACGCACCUGAACCUGCUCAACAACAACUCCGUGCCGUUCCCGCCGAACGCGUUCCACAACGGCAACGGAUUCGGCGGCGGUCCGUACGCGCCGCAGCCACAAGACAGCCCGGGCCUGCAAUUUCCGGUUGGCAUGCAGUGUCUCGGCCGGUCGGACCUGAUGGGAUCGCUGCAAGAUCAUCAGUCGUCGCCAGACCGCGAUUACCCGGGCGGACACCAUCAGCUCAACAAGCAUGUGGUCGACACCUACGUCAUGAACCAGGACAUAGCCGGUUUACUGCAGCAGGACGCGGUCGAGUGCGGCGACAUGGUCGGUGCCAUGGGCUACGAGAUCGAACAUCAACAACAACAGCCGCAACAACAACAACAGCCACAAACAAGGAGUCAAGACGAUUCUCAGGAGUGUCGGGAGGAAGAGUCCGGAGUGAUCAAAGUUGAGCCGCCCUUUACGCCACUGCCGCCUUUCAUCAACUGACACAGGCGAUUUCAGUUUGACACUUACGAGUAUCAGACUGAAUUCGAUUAACACUUUAUAGCGUGUCUUUUGUGUUAAUACAACGAGCGAUUUAAUUAGCGCUAUAAAAUUUAUCUAUUUUUCUUUGA
Adelges cooleyi (spruce gall adelgid) is the source of this 1984-nucleotide messenger RNA. RefSeq names its product homeobox protein orthopedia B-like. Gene Ontology annotation, molecular function: DNA-binding transcription factor activity, RNA polymerase II-specific; RNA polymerase II transcription regulatory region sequence-specific DNA binding. Lineage: Eukaryota; Metazoa; Arthropoda; Insecta; Hemiptera; Adelgidae. The record is from RefSeq and is a predicted model, not a curated record. The transcript is spliced from 4 exons. Bases 537 to 1856 code for a protein of 439 amino acids. Gene Ontology annotation, biological process: regulation of transcription by RNA polymerase II.